AUGGUGGCGAAACAAUUCUACUUGCUGGGUGAAGCUGUCACCUCAGCGCAAGCAAUUGAUAUUGAAUCGACCAUCAGUUAUCAAGACCUUCAAUUGCUGGUCGCAGGUCAAUUCGCCAUUGUCGAACCAAAUGGCAUUGGCUUCCAAUCCGAGGAGACCACAUUGUCCCACCCCACAGACAUUCUCGCCAACGAAGAGCCCAUUGCAAUCUCAAUAGAUGGCAAGGCAGUGAAGGAAAUCCCCGGUCCCAAGGGUUUGCCCUUUGUGGGAAACUUCUUCGAGGUUUACCCAGACCAUCUGGGGAACCAUCAACGUCUGUUCGAACAAUAUGGUCCCAUCAUUCAGACCACCAACAUGGGACGCACCGUCUAUCACACCAAUGACCCCGAGCUGUCGGCUAUCGUGUUCUCCGAGUCAGAUUUCUUCACGAAGCGGAUCAGCGAGGGUCACCCGCUGCACCCCAUCAAGAAUCAAGAAGCCGGUGUGUUCUUGGGAGAUACUGAUACCCCCGAAUGGCGGGCCGCACACAAAUUCCUUCCCCCAGCCUUUGGACCUAAAGCCGUGCGCCACUAUGCCCCCACGAUGCAAGAGACCGUCGAGGACGCCUUCAGUGUCUUUGACGAGUUGGAUGAGCGCGGAGAGGCCUGGAAUGUCUACCAGUACAUGCUGAAGCUGGGUUCACAGGCGGUGGGGAAGCUGGUCUUGGGAAUGGACUUCAAGCAUUUCUCAGCCGUCGAUGCACCACCCCAUGAGCUUGUGUACCGGAUCGCGGAGUCACUGGAGCUGAACAAGAAGGUCACUGCUCGUGGAGACUGGUAUGCCAAGCUGCCCUUUGGUGACCCCAAGCGGUUGCGAGAUGCUCGCUACCGUAUUAUUGAGAUGGUCAAUGAGUCCAUUGAUAAUGCCUCUCGGGGUGGUGUGGAGGAUCUUCCCCUGCAGGAUGCUGCAUUGCAGGCCUCCAACAUGAUUGAUUAUAUCAUUCGUGCCACUGACAACAAGGGCGAGAAGCUGCCCAAAACCAGUCUGAUGCAAGCGCUGGUGGUUGCUACUGGAGCUGGAUUCACAACCACCAGCUCCCUGCUCUCCUGGCUUCUGUAUUCCAUGGUCAAUUACCCCGGCAUGCAAGAGCGACUCCUCCAAGAACUCAUCGACAACGACAUUACGGCAGACACUCCCAUCACUGCCGAUCUCACCGAACGCCUCACCUUCCUCGACAAAUUUAUCAAGGAAACCCAGCGCCGACACAAUCCCUCGUAUCAGCCCGCCCGCACAGCCAAGGUCUCCAUGGUCCUCCCCGGCGGCUACAAACUGCCAGCCGAUUCCAUUGUCAUCCCUGCCCUUCACCACGUUCAUAAUAAUCCUGCGCUUUGGAGCAAUCCGGUCCGAUUCGACCCAGAUCGUUGGGAUACCCAAGAGGUCAAGGACCGUCAUAAGAAUGCGUACAUGCCCUUCGCUGCGGGUCCCCGCAUGUGCAUUGGGUUCAACUUCGCCUUGCAGGAAGUCAAGGUCUUCCUUCCGAAGUUGCUCUUCCGUUACAAAUUCACCAAGGAGAAUGACGGGCCAGUGGAUUAUGAUCCCAUGUUCCAGUUGAUUCGGCCGACUAAUUUGUAUGUGCGGGCGGAAAGGCGUGUGAAGUGGCCUCCCAAGUCGGAGAGUGUCUAG
Molecule: messenger RNA, 1662 nt
Organism: Penicillium salamii
Lineage: Eukaryota; Fungi; Ascomycota; Eurotiomycetes; Eurotiales; Aspergillaceae
Source: the annotation of a GenBank genome assembly